AUGGUGUCUAUGCUCCGCAAAUACCUGCUGGAGUGUCCACGCAAGUUUGGAAACAAAUAUGACAACAAGGUGCGAAGCGAUCUGAGACGGGCGCUGUUCCUGGCGGCCAGUGACGAUGGCAAAUACUUCAACCUGUUCUUCCCAGACCGCCCCGAGGCCAAGGACGACCAGGAAAGUGAGUCUGAAGACGAAGAGGAGUACAUUAUGGCCGACAACCGAGAUGAUCCUGCUCACCCUGGCAGACCCUGUGUAAGACGAUUUUCCAAGGGCGAACCCACCUACCGAUGUCUGACCUGUGGGCUUGACGAAACCUGUGUUCUGUGUUCCUACUGCUUCAACCCUGAAGAUCAUCAGGACCACCAGGUCACUGUCAGCAUCUCUCCCACCUCUAACGGUGGUGUUUGUGACUGUGGCGACCCCGAAGCCUGGGUGAAGCAGUUCUCCUGCAAGUAUCACGAGAUUGACAACUUCACAGCCUCGGACCUGCCUCAAGACCUCUACGACGCUCUUUUGGAGACCGUGGAGACCGCUAUGGACUACCUGAUUGACGUGCUCAGUCACUCGGACGUGGCCAUCUACAAGUUCACCGAGGCAGAGCAGGUGCUGGCCAACUUUGUCAACUCGCAGCUCUCUCCCAGCGUCUAUGGUGCUCGUGAUGACCAUGACGACAGCAGAUUCACCCUGAGCAUGUGGAACGACCAGCGGUACAGUUUCACCCAUGCCGAGAUUCUCAUCAAAAAGGCGACCGGCAAGAACGACAACUUUUGCAAAAUGGUGUCCCAACACAUUGACAGCCACGGAAGAGCUACAGUUCGUGUGUCCUCUUCUCUUGGAGACUUGAUGGACGCCAAACGACAAAUGGCUCACACCAUGCUCAUCCCUACAAGUACGGCGGGCAUGAACGAAAUGGCCACUUCGGUGCGAUCGUCCAGAGACUCGUUCCGAGAAGAAAUGUGCGACACCAUCAUUCACUGGCUAGAUGACAUCUCCAAGUGCCCCAUCCAGGGCAACUACUUUGCCAUUCGAGAUAUCGUGUGCAAAGCAUUCUGUCGGCCAUGGAGAGUAGGCUCUGCCAAGUUCCUGGGUGAGGUGCCCUUCAACUUGGACGCGGACGUCGCACACUACAAGGACCGAAUGGAGAAACGGGCUGCUCUUACCCCCGAGGGUGAUAUUCCCGAGUACGAGGACUACCAGGAGAACAUGGCCGAAUUUGAUGUGCCUGAGCAGGAAACCAACCCAAUUGGAAAUGCUGGAAACGGUAUCGGACGAGAUCCUGACACUCCGCUGACUACCGGUAACCCUGAUUACUGGGUUCGGGGUAGAACAAACCCCGAUUGGUCUGCUCCCGAGGUUCUGGAGCUCCUGGGUUGCCCCAUGAGCAAGCGAGCACGUGUCUGCUACUUGCUCUUCUUUGACAUUCGACUUUGGAAAUCGAUUCGAAAUGUCCUCCAAAACCUGUACAUUUCUGUCAUGGUCGCACACCCCGGCUUCAAGUCUAUUCUUGGAAUCUACUAUGCCGAGAUCUACCGACAGAUAGUUGAGAUGCACAUUCUGCUGGACCGAGAACAUGAGGUGUCUGUCAUCACGCAUCUCUCUACACAGCUUCUGACAGCGCCCUCGAUUGCGACUCAGAUCUCCAAGUACAAAUAUCUGACAGAUUACAUGGGUGCCUUGUUCCUCUUUUUCACUAGAGGAGCAUUUGGCCCUGCUGAUGCUGUCAAUGUGGGCUACCACAAGGUUGAAAUGCUUGUUCUUCGUGCCCAGCAUACGCGCUUCAGACGCAUCUUCCAUGACAUGAACUACAUCCUCAACCGCACCACCGAGAAGGAGAACACCUGUGGUGCUCCCGAUCGAAUUCGACAAGUUUCUGACCUCUUUCUGCUUUUCCAGGGUGCUCAGACCAUGAAGCGGCAAGUCGGCACCCAUAUCGAGUUUGAAAUCGACACCUGGGUUUAUUUCUUCUACCCCACUGCCUGUCUGCUACAACUUGGUCAAAUGAUUGCCAGUGGAUCUCGAAGCUGCCGACUGGAGGACAACGAGGCUGCUAUUCGAAUUGUCAGCAAUGCCCUCACCCUGUGGGGUUCUGGUCGGCUCAACUACCGAAGCAUGAGCAACGAGGCCAACGUGCCUGAGUUCGUGUCUGUCAACUGGGGAAUGGAGCAGUACCUGACUCUCAAGUUUGACGUUGCGUCUCAGGACGUGUCUCUGUACCAUCCUCUUCACGCCUUCUGUUCUUGGCUAAUUGAGUGCGGUCAGGUGAUGCAGAGUCGACGCCUGCGGGAGAUCCUCACCGAUGUGCAGCUUGCCGAUGGUCCCAACCCCAUGGAUCAGGCCGUUCAUCCUCGAUCCUUGGCCCUCUCGGUGCUGUUUGAAUAUCCAAUUCGAGUGCUGGUUCUGUUAUCACAGAUCAAGGUUGGCCUGUGGGUCCGAAAUGGUGUCAAUGUGGUCUCUCAGCUAACCCACUACCGAGACCAGAGUCUCCGAGACACUGCCUUUGCUCGAGACCUGUUCAUGGUUCAGACUGCCCUUGCAGUUCACGACCCUGCUCUCGUCUUUGUUUCCAUUGUGCACCGGUUUGGAUUGUCCCAGCUGUCUACUCCUGACACCAAGCAUCCCGUUUACGAGGACAAGGAGAAGUACAUGAUUGAGGAGCUCCUUCACACCCUUUUGGUGCUUGUGCUUGAGCGAACUCAUCUGUACGGCUACGAUGAGAAGGAAACCAAACGGGCUCAUAUUCUCAAGCAGAUUGUGCACUCUCUCUGCUUCCGACCAAACUCUUUCACGGAGAUCUGCAAACAGAUUUCGGAAGAUCUAACCUCCGAGGAGCUGUUUGAGACCAUUCUUCUGGACGUUGCAGAAAUCCAGCAGCCCACAGGCAACUCUGAGUCUCGAAAAUACAAGCUCAAGGACGAGUACUUUGACAUGGUUGACCCCUACUUUGCCCACUUCUCGUCUAACCAGCGAAACGACUGUUUGCGAGUUUUGCAGACUCGUCUUGCCAAGAAGCAAGGCUGCAGUGAGUCUGAAGUUGUGGUCAUGCCUCCCAUGGACCCUCCUCUUGAGGGAGUAUUCAAGAACAUUGGAGCCUUCACCAAGACCCGGCCAUUUGCUUACUUCUGCAAGUCUGUGCUUGAGUUCCUGGUGGGUCAGCCUGAUGGCGACAUUACUGGUCUCUUGCUGCAUCUCAUUCUUGUUGCUGUGACCGACAAGUCUCAAGUUGAUAUUGAUCCCCAGGAGUUUGCCACCACCGCUUCUGGUCCCCUCCCUGACUACAGACUGGGUGCUAAUGAGCUGGGAUCUAUGCUCGUUGAACCCCUGUGCAAGCUUUAUGAGCAGGAGCAUCCCAAGAACGGUGCUGUGAUCCGUUAUCUUGUGGACAAGCUUGCUGGUGAUGAUAUUGCUCUUCGAGAGCUUUCCGACAAGCUUGCCUCUUCUGUGGCUAGCACCGCUGUGUCUGGAUCGUCCGGAGCUAUGUCCCCGACCUCGACCAAGCGAGAGCAGGCCAAGCAGCGACAGGCUCGUAUCAUGGAGGAGUUCAAGCAGCAGCAGCAGGCGUUUGAGCAGAACCAUGCCGACAACUCCGGUGAGGAUGAGGACAUGGAGGGCGGAGAGUCCAACGAGGACGUGUGUAUUCUCUGCAUGCAGUCCAAGAGCAAUGCUCCUGGCGCUGUUUUCGGAGUCUCUGGCCUCUUUACCUCCUCCAACGUCUACCGGCGCUUCCCUGCCGACCACAGCGAUCUUGUUGAGGAGUGUCUCAACUGGAACGGUAACCUGGACCAAUCUCGGUCUGAUGUGAUGAUGCAGCUCAAGUUCACAUGUGAUCCUGAGUGGCAGAAGCUCCAGGACGAACGUGUGGCUCGAAACCGAAUCGGACCGGGUUUCCCCAACGAGAACCACGGCACUGUUGCCACCUCAUGUGGUCACGGCAUGCACCACGAGUGCUACUUGGAACUGAGAAAGACCAUUCUCAAGCAGACUCAAGUGACUCGAAACAAGGCCGAGAACCCCGAAGCCGGCGAAUUCCUGUGUCCUCUAUGCAAGUCUUUCAACGACGUGUUCUUACCUGUGUUCCACUCGUCCAACGAGCGAAACUGGGAUACUGUUCUGAGUUCGCCCAGUGAAGCUGGAGGCAGCGGCAGUCUGGCCGGCGAGAACAAGAUUUUCCUAGACUAUCUUGAUGGACGUUUUGAGGUACGUGAGCCUCUUACUGCAAGUGUCAUCCUGGGUAACCAGCUUGCGGACGCCACUCAGGCCGGUGACGAGGGUGAAGAUCACGACGACUUUUGGCUGGACCAGCUCAUUGUGCAGUGGGAAAACCGAUUCGAACCUGGUCUUGCGGCGAUCAUGACACGAAUUGAAAACCCUGCUGAUCUCAUCAAGAUUCUGUCCAACACUGUUCAGCAGCUGGAGAUUUCGCUCCGAGGAGUUGCUACGCAGCCCACCGGUCUCUUCUUCGAGCAGCUGUCGUCUAACAACGUGGCUACCCUGCGAAACAUGUGUGAGAUUGUGUUUGUGGCUCUCACACAGAUUCGAACUGCUCAGAACCACACUCUGUCUCGCCAGUUCAUGACCGUCAACCAGUCUGCUGGAAUCGAGCGGCUGGCUGUUUUCCUGUGUUAUGACCGGUUCGUCGGCUUGCAGUUCAACCAUAUGCUACGAUACUUUGUUUCCCAGAAGCUGGCUCUCAACCUGGAUUACUUCAUAAAGACCUGGGCAAAGGGCGAGCUGGACUGGACUCGAGGACCCGUGUUUGAGCACAUGCCUAGGUUCUUUGGUCACGAGCAGGGAAUUGAAGCUGUCAAGGCUAUUGCUGAGCGGCUGCUGCAGCACCAGGAGGGCGUUCCUGAGGUUACGGAGGCCGUUGCUGCUACAGUCUACACUCUAGCUGUCAAGGCUACGACUGUUUGUCUUCGAGAGGCAUGUCUGCUUGUCUACGGACUCUAUGCCUCCGGUGAGACUCCUGAAAUAUCUGAGGACGAUGACAUUGAUGAUUGUGAAAACGACUGGUAUGAGGCUCAGAAGCUUACCCGCUUCCUCAAGAUUCCCCAUCUCGAUGACAUUCUUCAGGGCGUGUUGGGCACUUCUGAAGUGUUUAGCAUUGAGGCCCGUGCCUUCAACACCAUCAAUGCGGCAUCCAAGCCCAUUGUGCCCUUCUAUUUUGCUCCCCAGAGGCUUUUGCAUCUCCCCGAACGACUAGACGAUCUUUACACUCCUGGAUAUCAUGCUUCUCCCUCUGUGAAGCAGCAGAGCAAGAGCAUGUCAACAGAUCCGGCCGUGUGUCUCUUCUGUGGAGAGUCUGUGAACACCCAGUACAAUGACCCCUGGGAUGCAGACAAGAGUGGUGAGUGCAACAAGCAUAUGCGAAAGCACCACAGAGACAAAUGCAUCUUCUUGCUACCUAAGAAGACCUCUAUUCUGCUACUUUCCAAGGACCAGGGAUCGUUCCACCCUGCCCCUUACUUUGACCUGCAUGGAGAGCGAGACGAGGUAAUGAAGCGAGGACGUCCUCAGUUCCUCAACGAGGGUAGAUACGAAAAGUUCAUGCGAGAAAUGUGGUUGCAGCCGGGUAUUCCCAACUACAUUGCACGACAGCUUGACUCUUCCCAUGACCCCGGAGGAUGGGAGACUCUUUAA
Molecule: messenger RNA, 5634 nt
Organism: Yarrowia lipolytica CLIB122
Lineage: Eukaryota; Fungi; Ascomycota; Dipodascomycetes; Dipodascales
Biological process (GO): ubiquitin-dependent protein catabolic process via the N-end rule pathway
Molecular function (GO): ubiquitin protein ligase activity; zinc ion binding
Source: RefSeq, a predicted model, not a curated record